Cannabis sativa is the source of this 6401-nucleotide messenger RNA. Its product is annotated as probable LRR receptor-like serine/threonine-protein kinase At1g07650. Lineage: Eukaryota; Viridiplantae; Streptophyta; Magnoliopsida; Rosales; Cannabaceae. The record is from RefSeq and is a predicted model, not a curated record. The transcript has 24 exons. Gene Ontology annotation, biological process: protein phosphorylation. The coding region runs from base 253 to 3348 and encodes 1031 amino acids. Gene Ontology annotation, molecular function: ATP binding; protein kinase activity; protein binding.
CUUUAUUAAAAAUCCAUUAUAAAGUCUCCUCACAUACCAAAACAAAGAGAGGUUUAUUAAUUGUAUUUGUAUUGAUUUGUAUGUGCCAGUGCCACUGUCCCACUUAAUAGUUUCUUUCUUUGUAUUGAUAUAAUAAUAGUAAAAGACAAUAUUUUUUUCUAGUCUCCAAAGCUGAAUGUGAGGUAUUUGAUUCUAUACACAGUGCAUUCAUUUUCAUUGGAGGAAACUAAAAAGGAAGAAUUUAGCCAAAAAAUGGGAGCUGGUUUCUUAGUACUGCAGAAUCAUCUGCUUCUCUUUUUCAUUACUUUAUUUUGCAUAUUUGCAAGUUUUGAAUUGGCAGCCUCAGCUAAACUUCACAACCAAGAAGUGAUGGUUCUGAAAGAAAUAGGAAGAAAGCUGGGGGAGAAAGAUUGGAACUUUGAGAAAGAUCCAUGUAGUGAAGAAGGAAGCUGGAAUCAAUUAGUUGGUGGGAAAGGUUCAGGGAGAUCAGUGAUCUGCAAUUGCACUUUCAAUAACAAUUCUACUUGCCACAUCGUAAGCAUAGCUUUGAAGGGAAUGAAUUUAUCAGCUCCGGUUCCAGCAGAGUUCGCCAAGUUUCCUCAUCUUAAAUCAUUGGAUUUGAGCCGAAACUUCCUCAAUGGAUCUGUUCCUCGAGCAUGGUCUUCCAUGCGCUUGACUGACCUUUCUUUUAUGGGGAACAGAUUGUCUGGUCCAUUUCCAAAAGUUCUAACCAAUAUUACCACUCUCUUGAACCUGAGCAUUGAGGGAAACCUAUUUUCAGGAUCUAUUCCUCCAGAAAUCGGAAAAUUGGUCCAUCUGCAGAAACUUGUUAUAUCUUCAAAUGGUUUCACUGGAGUGUUGCCAGUAGAAUUGGCCAAGUUGAUCAACCUAACUGAUUUGAGGAUUUGUGACAAUAAUUUCUCAGGCCGGAUACCUGAUUUUAUUGGAAAGUUGACAAAGAUUGAAAAACUACAUAUACAGGGUUCCUCCUUUGAGGGGCCUAUUCCUUCUAGCAUAUCCGCCUUGACAAAACUAACCGAUCUGAGGAUAAGUGACUUGAAACGAAAAGGGUCGCCUUUUCCACCGUUGAUUAAGAUGGAAUCAAUGAAAACACUGACACUGAGGAAUUGCUUAAUUCAUGAUAAGAUCCCUGACUAUAUUGGACAAAUGACAAACUUGAAAAGCCUUGAUCUCAGCUAUAAUGAGUUUACUGGGGAAAUCCCUGCCUCUUUUGCCCAACUGACAAAAAUAGAUUACAUAUAUUUGACAGGGAACAAGCUUACUGGAAGUUUACCAAACUGGGUGCUUUCUAAGAAUGACAAUGUGGAUAUGUCUUCCAACAAUUUCACCUGGCAUAACUCAAGUCCUAAUGAAUGUCCCCGAGGAAGUGUAAACCUUGUAGAAGGCUACUCCUCAUCAGCUAAUAAACUAAAAAUCCAUUCAUGCCUCAAGCAGAAUUUUCCAUGUUCUUCGGGGAAACAUGAUCGUUUUUCUUUGCACAUUAAUUGUGGCGGAAAUGAAGUAACUAUCAAUGGAACGACUUAUGAAGCUGAUAGGGAACAAAGAGGUGCUGCAAUGUAUUACUCAGGCCAGGACUGGGCGUUGAGCAGCACAGGGAACUUCGUCGACAAUGACAUGGAUGACGAUACCUAUAUUUUGACCAACACUACUGCUCUCAACGUCUCAAGGCCCAUUUCUGAGUUAUACACAACAGCACGCGUCUCUCCUCUCUCUGCCACUUACUAUGGACUCUGUCUUAUUAAUGGAAACUACACUGUAAAGCUUCACUUUGCUGAGAUCAUAUUCACUAAUGACAAGUCAUUCAUCAGUCUUGGAAAGCGUAUUUUCGAUGUCUAUAUCCAGGAAAAGUUAGUCCUGAAAGAUUUCAAUAUAGAAAAGGAAGCUGGUGAUGUUGGUAAACCCAUUGUGAAGAAUUUUACAGUAUUUGUCACAAGUAAUACACUAAAGAUUCGGUUUUACUGGGCUGGAAAAGGAACAACUGGAAUCCCAGAGAGAGGGUUUUAUGGUCCUCUAAUUUCAGCCAUUUCAGUAGAUCCUAACUUCAAACCCCCUUCACCCCCUUCAGCUAUAAGUAAAAAGAUUAAUGUCCUGUUAAUUGUGGGGAUAUUGGUUAGCUCUUUAUUUCUUUGCUUGCUAAUCACAGUCAUUCUGAGGAGGAAGGGUUGGCUUGGAGGAAAAGAUUCCACAGACAAAGAAUUCAGAAAUAUGGAUCUGCAAACUGGGAUAUUUACUUUGAGACAGAUAAAGACUGCAACAACAAACUUUGAUCCUGCAAAUAAACUUGGGGAGGGUGGUUUUGGUGCAGUGUACAAGGGUGAAUUAUCAGAUGGCACCAUAAUUGCAGUAAAGCAGCUCUCAUCAAAAUCAAAGCAAGGAAAUCGCGAAUUUGUGAAUGAGAUAGGGAUGAUUUCCGCCCUGCAACAUCAAAAUCUUGUGAAGCUACACGGCUGCUGUGUUGAAGGAAACCAGCUGAUGCUGAUUUAUGAGUAUAUGGAAAACAAUUGUCUAUCCCGAGCACUUUUCGGGAAGGACCCAUCUCAUAGAUUGAAAUUAGACUGGUCUACCAGGAAGAAAAUUUGCAUGGGUAUUGCUAGAGGUUUGGUAUAUCUCCAUGAAGAAUCUACAAUAAAAAUUGUGCAUAGGGACAUCAAGACAAGCAAUGUGUUACUCGACAAGGAUUUCAAUGCUAAAAUUUCUGAUUUCGGCUUGGCAAAGCUCAAUGAAGAUGACAACACCCACAUCAGCACUCGGAUUGCUGGGACUAUCGGUUAUAUGGCUCCAGAGUAUGCAAUGCGUGGCUACUUGACCGACAAAGCUGAUGUUUAUAGCUUUGGAGUUGUGGCAUUGGAGAUAGUCAGUGGAAAGAGCAACUCGAACUAUCGACCAGAUGAUUUCGUUUACCUUCUUGACUGGGCCUAUGUGUUGCAAGAGAGAGGGAAUCUAUUGGAAAUGGUUGAUCCAUCUUUGGGAUCAGAAUUCUCAUCAGAGGAAGCAAUUCUAAUGCUUAAUGUUGCUCUCUUGUGCACCAAUGCCUCCCCAACUCUUCGACCAACAAUGUCACAAGUGGUAAGCAUUCUUGAAGGCCGAACAGCGGUGCAAGAGCUACUGUCUGAUCCCGGGUUUUCUUCCACUAACUCCAAGCAAAGAAGCUCUGGGAAUCAUUUCUGGCAGAACCCAAGCCCUUCCCUAAGCAUGUCAACUUAUGGCCCUUGUAGUGAUAGUUCUAGCUCUUUGUACAUUGAAACUGAAGACAAUAGCCAGCUAUUAAGAAUUGAAACUGGAGAAAACAGCCAGCUAUUAAGUGUUAGUUCUGAAAAGUGUAGCUAGCCUAUUCACACAUUUAUAUAUAAAUAUAUAUAUGUAAGGGAAAAGUAAUCAUUUGUACAUGAUCUAUAUGUAGACUUUAGUUCAUAUUAUAUAGAGAUAUAAUAUAAUGAGGCUUUAUACAAAUCAAUCCUUUUUUUUUUUUUAUAACGUUAUAGUUUUAUUCAGGAACUUAAUAUAAAAGAAAUUUAGGAGAAUAUUACUGCUUUAGAUUGUGAUCUUUUUUUUUUUUGAUAUAGUCCUAUUUUCUUUUUUCUCUUUUCAAUUUAGUUGUACAACCAUAAACAACAAAUCCAAGAAUGACAAAGCAAGCUAAGCAAAAUCGUUAGAAAAAAAUGAGGUUAUCAAUCACCUCUUCCCACCUUUAUAUAAUAUUUACCAAUAAUCCCCACAAGAACAAGUUCCAUUCUUGAAAUGAUGGAAUCUCCUUACAUCCCUUAAAAUGAUUUCCCUGUUAACUAUCUUAGAGAUGACCUUACUUGCAGCAUGGCAGUCAUUACAAACUCUAAGGUUCUUGGUAACUCUAAUGGUAGUUCCAGGAGGAGUAUUCAGAAUCCCGAAAGCUAUCGCUAGUUUCUCACUGUGCCCACAAAGCAAAGUUUCUUUUGCUUCUUCUUCAACAUCAUGAAGCACACAAGAAGUAUCAGGCACAUAUCCUUCCUUUUUCAUCCUAACAGAAAGGGUCUCAAGAAAUUCAUGGAGUUGCUCACUUUGUGGAUGGGAUCCAUCUCCAGCCAAAAACUUAUGCACUUUGUCACCGAAUUCGAUCCAGCUACAGCCAGGUUCUUUUUUCACCCCCAUUUCCUUCAUCAUUCUCCGAAUAUUCAUUGCCUUGUCCCAAAGCCCAGCAGAUGCGUAGAUGUUAGAGAGAAGAACAUAGUGACUAGCUACAUUGGGCUCCAACUGCAAGAGAUUCUCAGCUGCAAUCUCCCCAAUCUCUACAUUCUGAUGAAUUCGACAAGCACCAAGAAGGCUACUCCAAGCACCUGCUUUGUCAAAGUUAGAAGGCAUUGUGUUGAUGAGUUGAAAUGCCUCCUCCACCUUACCAGCUCGGCCAAGCAAAUCUACAACACACGCAUAAUGAUCUGGUAUAGGCUCGACCCCAUAGUCCUCUUUCAUUCUAUGGAACAAUUUCAAUCCUUCAGAAACCAUCCCAGAGUGACUACAUGCUGCAAAAACUGCUAUAAAUGUAACUUCACUAGGCCUCACUUCUUUAUUAUUGACUCUUUCAACCAUCAUGUUGUCAAAUAGUUCCAAGGCUUCUUUAGCUCUCCCAUGCAUUCCGUAGGCCAUAAUGAGUACAUUCCAUGUGAUCACAUUUCGAAUGGGCAUUUCAUUAAAUACAGCACUAGCUACAUUCAAGGAACCACAUUUUGCAUACAUAUCAACUAGUGCACUACCAACUGCCACAUCAGAUGCCAACAAAUGUCUAAUAGCAUAAGCAUGAAUUUCUUUACCCUUAGCAAGUGCUGACAAUGCAGCACAACCAGGAAGGAUUGUCAUGAGCGUUACUGAAUUCGGUUUGAGACGAAUGCCUUUCUCAUCUUUCAGUUCACCAGAGCCUAGUUGCAUCUCAUGUAGCAAAUUAAGUGCUUCAUCAUGAUAUCCACAAAUAACAUAACCAGUAAUCAUAGUGUUCCAAGAUACUAUAUCUCUUUCUUUCAUGCUUUCAAAUAUUUUCUUAGAUAUUUCUAUCUUCCCCAUCCUGGAGUACAUGUCCAUUAACGCGUUUUGCACAUAACGGUCACUUGCAAAACCCAUUUUUACUACAUAGCCAUGGAUACUUUCUUUAUCAGAGAAAUCUUCACAGCGAACACAAGCAGGAACAAUACUUGACAUAGUGGUAGCAUUGGGAGAAAUCCCAGAAACAGCAUACAUUUCAAGAAACAAGCUCAAUGCCUCCUCAUCAUGCUCAUUUUGUGCAUAACCAGUAAUCAUAGCAUUCCAGAGAGCAAUCCUUCGCUCCAAGAUAGAAUCGAAAACUCGUCGACCACUCUCUACUAAUCUACAAUUGCAGUACAUGUCAACUAAAGCACUUCCCACAUAAGAAUUUCUUACCAAAUUAUCAUUGCGCAUUGCAUAAGCAUGAAUUUCCUUCCCCAAGUCUAGCAUCUCAAGAUGAGAGCAGGCAGGAAGAACACUUGCAAUGGUGACACCAUCUAGUUUAAAUCCUGCAAGAACCAUCUUGUGCAAGAACACUAAGGCUUCUACAAACCGGUCAUUUUGUGAUAAUGAACUUAUCAUGGUGUUCCACGAAACCAAAUCACGGUCCUCAAAUAACUGAAAUAAAGCUAUGGAAUCAUCAACUCGUCUAAGCUUAGCAUACAUAGCAAUCAAAGCAUUGAUUGUAAAAGUCUUCCUAUCUCCAUUCCUAAGACUAUAUCCAUGAACUUGCUUACCAAGCCACAAACCACGAUGCUUGUCCAAAUUCGAACAAGCAUGUGCCACGCUCACCAGAGUAAAAGAGCUAGGCACCACGUUUUCUUCCCUUAGCAUAGACCGAAACGCCUCCAAAGCAAGUUCCCACUCUUGAAAACGACAGAAAGCCGCAAUCAUCGAGUUCCAAGAAACUUGGUCUCUUUCAGUGAUUCUCUCAAACACCUUACAUGCAUCGUCAAUAUCACCGCAUUUUCCGUACACGUUGACAAGGGUAUUAGCCACGGCGACCGAAGACGAUUGGUAGCCGAAUUUCACUACGUGGGAAUGAAUCUGCUUCCCCAAAUCCAAGUCGUGAAGAGCCGUAGCAGCCUUUAGAAUUGCGGGGAAAGCGAAAUUGUCCGGUGGAAUACCGGUGCUUGUGAUGUGAAUGUAGGUCGAAAUGGCUUCCCGGAAAAGAUUGGAACGGACCUGAAAUCGCAGUGAUUCGAUCCAUGGUUGGGAAGAGGAAGAGGGUGAGUGAAUUAUGGGUUUAGUAGCGGUGGAGUGGUUUAGUAUACGAGCUCGUUUUGGAGGUGUUUGCGUAGAACUAGAGAUGGGUAGCCAUGGGAGUGGAUAGAGUACGUGAGUAUAACUAUGGCUAUGGGUUGACAUCACAAUUCGGUUUGGAUGUUGUUACU